CAUUCCAGCUUUUUUAAAAUAUAGAUACGAGAACAAAGAAAAAUGUAUAAUAGGAGUAAAUUAGAGGCAAAGUGGGCUGCGCACCAAGCAAGCUGCUAGAGAUCCGGGAGCAGGCGGAUGAAGGCUAGUACCAUAACUAGAAAAUGCCCAUAUUCAAAUUGACAACGCAGGCUUACUGCAAAAUGAUGCUUCAUGGGGCAAAAUACCCAUACUGUACAGUCAAUGGGAUAUUGGUGGCAGAAAAGCAAAAGCAUAGAGAUUCACAGCAAGAAAUCCUUUUUGUGGACUGUAUCCCUCUUUUUCAUGGCAUUGUAGCACUGGCACCAAUGCUCGAGGUGGCAUUAACGUUGAUUGAUUCCUGGUGCAAAGAAAAUGGUUAUGUCAUAGCUGGAUAUUAUCAAGCCACUGAACGCUUGAAAGAUGCAAGCCCAAACCAGGUAGCUGAGAAAAUUGCAUCUCGGAUUGCAGAAGGCUUUGGUGACGCUGCUCUCAUAAUGAUGGACAACACUACGUUUUCUGUUGACUGUAUACAUCCUUCAAUUCAUGUGUAUGAGCAUCACGAUAACCGAUGGAAAAUCAGACCCCUGCAUGAAGAUUUUUGGGAAGACUGGGGUGAAGCUCAAAGGAUUUCUGCUUCUCUUAUGGACAGCAGGUCCUAUGAGACCCUUGUGGAUUUCGAUAACCAUCUUGAUGAUCUGCGUAAUGACUGGGCAAAUCCAGAUAUCAACAAAUCCAUCCUCCAUCUAUGCUAAGAAUGAAGUGAUCUCUGGCUUGGUUCAUGCUAUGCAAGAACACCUCUGAAUGUAAAAACUGUUGAGAAUUUCUAACGGGACGUGACGAGGCAGCUAAAGAUGGAAAUAUGAUGCAUUAUAAAGAAGGCCACGGAGCCUCUUUGAGGUGUUUGGUUGUUGUUAUUAGUAAGAAACUAAGGCAAGAAGCAUUUUGAUGUCUAUUUGCAGCACAGAGAACAGUAAAAUACCCAGGCGACUCCACACUGGUUGACCAUUCAGUUAAUGUUUUGUCUUCUGUUAUCUAUGAUGUCAAGAAGAAUUUCUAAGGAUAUUAUCAGUUUUCUCAAAAUGCAUCAAACGUCUUAACACUGACUAAAUAAUUAUUGAAAUACUGUUGAAUUGUAGUUUUACUUUUCAUGUAAUUAUAUAGGUUAAAUAUUCACAUUGACCAUGCUUAGACCAAUAUGGCCCAGAGAGAGGUUUAAAACUUUUUUAUAUCACUACAUAAUGAAAAACUUUGAUUGCAUUGUGAUGAACACAAAAUGGCUAAACUUGUUAAGAUGAUAUGUUUUUAUUGAAAUAGGGUAUUAAAUAUUGCAAAUGCCUUUUUUCCCAGUACAAUUUAACAGAAUUCUAUUUUGUGUAAGUUCUGUUCAAGUACAUUUGCUGCUUUGUUUAAAGUGUCCCCAAGAAAGUUUGUGUUAUCCUUACUAUUGUUUACCUCUUGUGAUGUUUAUAUCUUUUGUAUGAUCAAUUGCUGUUAAAAAAUUAUUAUAA
Molecule: messenger RNA, 1508 nt
Organism: Bombina bombina (fire-bellied toad)
Lineage: Eukaryota; Metazoa; Chordata; Amphibia; Anura; Bombinatoridae
Product: ER membrane protein complex subunit 8-like
Exons: 1
Coding region: 144-752 (202 amino acids)
Cellular component (GO): EMC complex
Source: RefSeq, a predicted model, not a curated record